AUGGAAUUCACGCGGGUAGCACUUCGAAACCUGAACACCCGCCACUGGAACCGUCGCGUUUGGGAAAUUGGUUAUCGCGGACCGGUGUUGGCACAGCAGAAAGCAACCGGCCGGCCUGAUUAUCCAGUGUCCGCUGAUCGUGUGAACAUCCUUCGCGAGCGAUUGGCGCGCGAGAAAAUCGUCAUGGGACUCCUUACAAGGCCCUACACCUCGAAAGCCGCGGAAUUGGCGUACCUGGCGACCAAGGGUGUUAGCAGUUUAGAGGAGCUCAGAAAUAAGGAGAACGCCGAACUUGAUGCGAAAAGAAUGCCAGGAAAAGAGAAGAGAACGGACGGCUCAAAAGCGGCGGUGCGCCGACGAGCCAACAUCGGAAACCUGUUGCACCAAAACGCGACCGUUGAAGAUUCACUGGCGAGCCUGGCGAACAGAAAACGAUGGGAUUAG
Caenorhabditis bovis is the source of this 444-nucleotide messenger RNA. NCBI's taxonomy places the organism in Eukaryota, Metazoa, Nematoda, Chromadorea, Rhabditida, Rhabditidae. The record is from the annotation of a GenBank genome assembly.